Molecule: messenger RNA, 1398 nt
Organism: Brenthis ino (lesser marbled fritillary)
Lineage: Eukaryota; Metazoa; Arthropoda; Insecta; Lepidoptera; Nymphalidae
Source: the annotation of a GenBank genome assembly
AUGGUGAAGUUUAUAGCUUUAAUAUUGGGAAUUAGUAUCUUUAACGCACAAUGUGCAGUUUACAGAAGUUCAGACGCACAACUUCAUCGAGUAGUUCGAUCUCCUCACUAUGGAUCUAAUCACUUUGAAGUUGGUUUUCCGCCACCACCCCCACCCCCACCACCGCCGUUCCUGUACCACACUCACAACUGGAGUGGAAUUGCACGUGGUGCUGGAGGAAGAGCACACGGAGUGUUCAGUGGAGCAGCUGCCACAGCCGAGAGUGCUUUCCCUGGCACAAAUGAAGCAGUUUCAUUAGCUGCUGCUAAUACUUUUGGUGGUCAAUCUGAAAAUUGCGAUGAUGAUUUUGGGGCCAAAGAUCAAUCUAGCCAAAAUCUAGGUAGUUCAAAAUUGACACAGUCCAGUAGCAGGUCCUUUGGAAGUGGAUCAGGCUACGAUGGCCAAAUUGGGUCUUUAGGUAUCGAUAGCGGAUCUGGAGGCAGUCAGUCAGGUCAUUACAAUUCAGGUUCUUCUGGAUUUGCAAGUAAUUCGGCUGGCAGUGAAGCUAGAGGCUCUGGAAGUCAAUCAGGGCAAUAUACUGGUGGUGCUUCAAGCGCACAACAACAAAAUAAUGGAUUUGGCGGACACGCUUCAGGAGCCCAUGCAGGACUUACUGGAAGCUCUGGUUUUGAAGCAAGGGAAGUUUACAAGGAAUCACAUUUGUCUUCUCAAAGUAACGAUAACAGUUUCGGAGCUCAGGGAGGGAAUGCUGGUUUAUUGAAUCAAGAUGGAUUUGGUGCAAAUGAGCAACAAUCUGCUUCUAGGGGAUUUAGUAGCUCUCAAGCUCAAAGUUCAUCGUUUGGAAGCAAUGGUGGAUUUGGUUCCGGUUCUUCUCAAGGAAGUCAUUUUGCGAACCAAAAAUUAGGAUCAGAAUCAAGUGCUAAUAUUCCAGCAGUAUCUGGAUCACAAGAAUUCUUAGCUGCUGGUAAUGGAGGUUCCUUUGCACAUGGCCACGGCCACCAUCAAUUUGAUAGUUCAAAUUACCAUGGCAGGAGUCAGCAAUUACAGCAACUACAAUCUGCUAGUGGUGGUCAAUUUGCCAAUGGUGGUCAAUCUGCUAGUGGUGGUCAAUCUGUGAUUAGUGGUCAAUCUGCUAGUGAUGGUCAAUUUGCUAGUGGUGGUCAAUCUGCUGGUUUCAGUGACUCCACUAAUGAGCAUCAGGAAGGUUCGGUUUCCGGGAGCACAGGCGCAUCUGCUCGUGGGGAAGCUCAAUCCACUCUCAAUGGGGCUUUAGACCUAGCUUCACAAGGCUUGCAGGCGUCUGAUAAAGCAGGAUGUAGCACUUGUCAAAAAAGUAGCUUUGCACUAAGUAAUGCUAAAAGUUGGAAUGGAAACGCAGUUUCUUUGGCCAUUGGAGGU